UGUAUUAGUUCUGCGAGAAAAUCGAGGAAAACGUCUACAUAUAUCUAUGACAUCCGCGUGACUUCAGUGAUCGGGUCGCGAAAAAAAUUACUCGGAAAUUGUAGCAGCCGCAUAAAUUAUUCUUGGAUUUGCGUACAAAUGUUGAGAUCGCAUUGGUGGCCGUCGUUAUGAAUGGAACACGCUUCGACGGUAGUGAAUCUGACAUUUCCUCGUGAACUUUACUCGAUAGAUUAAUUAACGUCGCAGUCGAUUUUGAGUCAUCGUGCGGUUUCUACGUAUCGUUGACGAGAUAUUUGUAAAUUCGUAACCACCUCGCUGUGCGUAGUACGUUCUCGCAACACCAGAAAUUGAGAGAAGACGACAGUACAGAGGCGCAAAUGACACACAAUGUAUGAAUGGUGUAUGCAUCGCGUUGCACAUUGCUGAUUAUGUACAUACAUCGAUAAAUUACGUCUGUUUUGAACGUGCAUGUGUACGUGUUUGCACGAGCGUUGCGAACCAACCGUACGCAGCGUUCUCGCCUGAAUGAGAACCAAGAAAAGUGCAACAGUAAAUAUUGGUAGCCUGUCCCAUGCAAUGGAGACAUUUCUGUCCAUCAUCUGAAUGUUAUGUAUAAUGAGUUGCUCAAAGGAUUUUUUGAUGGAAUAUUGAAAUUGACAGAACGGUGGAUACUUCCAAUAUUUUAAAACAUGAGACAGUGUUGCUUAAACCAUCAACUUCAGCUAUGGCUUAUGUUCCUUGUCUUUUGCGUUAUGUGCAACAAGGCAGACAUUUUAGUAUUCUCUGCGGCCGCCAGGCAUCAAAUCGAAGAGGAAUUCAGAGAUAUGCCAGCCAGAUUUGGUGGUUUGAUAUCAUCGGAGGGAAUUAAGGGUAUGGUGGUGUAUGCAGAUCCACCUACAGCAUGCCAUGAGAUACAGGGUCCUCCAAAUACUACCAAUUACAAUGGUAAUUGGAUAGCUUUAAUUGCUCGCUAUAAUUGUAGUUUUGAAAUAAAAGUUCGAAUGGCACAAAAAGCUGGAUACGAUGCUGCAAUUAUACAUAAUGUUAACAGCAAUGAGUUAGAACCAAUGUCAGCAAAAGAUCCUGUAGGAAUUUUUAUAGCAUCUGUGUUUGUCAGUGAAAUCACAGGAUUAAUUAUCAAAGAAAAUUAUUUAUACGAUGAGUUGUAUUUUGUACUUAUUAACGAUGAUACACCAUUUAAUAUUACACAUUUACUUCUACCCUUUGCUAUCGUUGUUGGAAUAUGUUUUCUAGUCAUGGUUACUUUUAUGAUUGUUAGAUGCAUCAAGGAUAGGAGGCAGCAAAGAAGGCAUAGAUUACCGAAUUCGAGUUUGAAGAAAAUUCCUACGCACAAAUAUACCAAAGGUGACCCAUACGAAACAUGUGCUAUCUGUUUAGAUGAUUACAUAGAAGGAGAAAAGCUAAGAGUUCUGCCCUGUGCUCAUGCUUACCACGCAAAGUGCAUCGACCCAUGGCUAACGAAGAAUCGCCGAGUUUGUCCAGUUUGUAAACGAAAAGUGUUUGCCGCGAAUGAACAAGUUUUUACCGACGAAAGUGAUUCAGAUGCUGACGAUACGACUCCUUUAAUUCGUGAUGGUCACCAAGGUACUCAGGGUGGAACGUUUACACAUGAACGUUUAGUGAGAGAAAAUAUUCUUGGGCGUAGCUCAAGGUCACCGACGCAGCAGCAGCAACAGCAGCAGCAGCAGCAGCAGCAGGAUACGAAUCAUUCUAGCAGCAGCUCAGAUUCCGAGCACUAUUACGAUACAUCCGAGGACGGGGCUGGCACAAGCGCCGAAGAGCAGUCAAAUACGAUUGUUUUCAUGGUUACGGACAUUUACAGUAUAAACGAUCUGUGAAACCGGUUGGACGAUUGCGAUUGGAAGCAGGGAGAGGGUUAUUAGCGAGCUGAAGAGAGCGAUGGAACGGUAGUACAAGCUUUAUGAUUUAAUGUUAGGCGAGCUAUCGGAGUUGGAGGUUUCCGGGGUCAGCACCUAACCACACAUGGUGACAUUGUAUACGGACACGGAGGAGUUUUCCAGCGAUGGUGAUCCAGGAAACAGCAAAUCGAAAUUGACCGGCGUGCCAAGAACAAAACCUUGAAUCCAAUCGCCAUGGAUUCAAAAAAAAAGGAAGAAAAGAGAGAGAGAGAAAGAGAGAGAGAGAGAGAGAGAGAGAGAGAGAGAUCACGUUUUCCCGUAAGAUACUGCUGCUAGGAGCAGCUUCGGUUACUUUCCGUAAGAUCUCUAUUGUUUGUCUUGACCGAAGUUCGAUACCGGGCCACUGGAACGUAUUAACUUUUUUAUUUAGAUCUGGCAUCGAAUGCUAGAGAACGGAAGAGCAUUUUUUUAGCACUUUGAGAGUAUCCUUUGUUCACAAGUAUUAACGGUUCAUAUCGAGCGAACGCGAGAAACAAUUUGUGAAACGGGACACAUCACUCAGAUGAUUUAUGCGAAUAUCCAUCCUUUAUCGUCGCACGUUCGUUGCUCUUCAAGCAUUUCUUUUUCACACAACUAUAUUAUGAAAGUAAAUGAAAUUCUUUUAUUUUAUUGAUACGAAUAUUAUUGUUAUCAUAAUCAGCUUAUUUUGAUUAAAGGUCGCUUAUGAACAUAUUGAAAUUGUUACUUGAUGGUUAAGACCGCUGAUAUUACUUCUCUGGGCUGUUCGACUGAGUGGCCCAAUGUUUCGAAUGAGAAGGACAACAAUGACUUUUCUCAGAAGAUAUUCGGAACGUUGCUUCACUCAGGUCCCGAUAAUUCACAGCUACUUAUGGCCUACGUAUUUUAUGUUUGCACAGAAUUUAUUUGGUCCGCAUACGUUAUUAUCUUUUCCCUUGACUAAUACAUACAGUUCUAUUUCGUUUAAGCUUACUUUGUUAGACAGUACAGAAGAAUCCUGUGUCUGCUCUCAGCUAUUCCAUAAACGCUGGACGACCAUGAUUUUGUAAAUAUUAUUUCUUGCUAUAUAUACAUAUACAUAUAACUUGCAGGAGGCCAAAAAGUGGAAGCCUCCUUAGCGCAGAGCCAGCAAAACUCUUUAACAGUAACCAAGGAAGCCGCGAAGCUUUGAGGAUAUAUACAUAUAUCCAACGUUAAACGUUAUUACAAUUUGACAGAAAUUGAAUCUGUAGAGUUAAGUUCCGCGAGUACGCCGACAAAGGGUUUUGCCGCCCAGAGACACGAUGAAUUAACGUUUUACAUUUAACAAAGAAAAAAUAUAAAAACUGAAAAAAAUAUUAAUAAAUAAUUAAAAAAUGUUUUCAUACUUCAUAAUACCAAAUCGUCGUCAAUCUUUGCAUGAAUUCUGUACAUUCAUAUGUAUAGUGUAAAAUUAGCGUUCACUGGCAUUUCUUAAUCGCAUGGAGAGGAGGGACAAAGUGUCCAGAAGCAGUUGGCGAAGUAAAUAAUCUGCAGAUUAGGUUACGGCGUUUCCACUAUGUUGUUGCUUGGUCAUUGUUAAUAUAGAUCCUUCGGGAUGAGAGAAGCGGAAAGGAAGGUUGUAUAAACUGUGUAAAUAGUAUGAGAGAUAAUAUUGUUGUGUGUGUGUAUAUAUAUAUAUGUAUAUGUAUGUAUAUUGUACAAUAUCGGAGAUAUAAUUUUUACUCGGUCACCGCGACGUGUCUGAUUCGGAAAGAAAGGAUCAGGCUUGCUAAUGUCUCAUCGUUUAACGUUAGGUGUACUGUCCAAAUAAAAAUAAAAGAUAUUUAUAUUUUGUAUUUUA
Messenger RNA from Megalopta genalis, 3720 nucleotides. Lineage: Eukaryota; Metazoa; Arthropoda; Insecta; Hymenoptera; Halictidae. The record is from RefSeq and is a predicted model, not a curated record.